CCCGCCAACGGGAGAAGAUCCGCAGGGCAAAUCAGGAAAUAUGUAAACUCGUCGUCGUCCGCUUGGUUUGCCCCAAAUCGCCGUAGCUUUCUAUCACCCAUCCAUCGCCAAAAUCGCCAUAAAAUCCACGAACCGGGGAGACCAGAAUCGAGAUUGAAUUCGAACGUAUUCGCAAUCAAUCUCUCUCUCUAUCUCGGCGGGCGAUCGCGCCAUUUGAUUGCUUGUAAGCGUUUGCGUAUAUGAAAGAGUAUGGAGCGGAACGGGUCGUGGUUGAGGGUGAUGGUUCUGGCAUGCUUGAUUGCCGCAAGCGGGGCGAGAGAACUUAGAGUGAGGUCCAAGGCUUAUAAAGCUGUUUACAAUCACACUCUUGCCACGAUAUUGGUGGAAUAUGCAUCUGCUGUUUACAUGUCAGAUUUGACGGAACUCAUUAGUUGGACAUGUUCUAGAUGUGAUGGAAAGACCAAGGGGUUCGAAGUCAUUGAACUGAUAGUUGAUGUUCAGCACUGCUUACAGGCAUAUGUUGGGGUGGCCAAGGACCUUAAUGCUAUGGUUAUAGCUUUCAGAGGAACUCAAGAACAUAGCAUACAGAAUUGGGUUGAAGAUCUCUAUUGGAAGCAGCUUGACAUAAAUUACCCUGGCAUGCCUGGUGCCAUGGUUCAUCAUGGAUUUUAUUAUGCUUAUCACAAUACGACAAUUCGACCUGGUAUUUUGGAUGCUGUUAUGAGAGCCAAGGAUUUAUAUGGAGACAUCAACGUUAUGGUGACAGGGCAUUCUAUGGGAGGGGCUAUGGCAUCCUUCUGCGGACUUGAUCUUGUGGUCAAUCAUGAAGCCCGAAAUGGUCAGGUUUUAACAUUUGGACAACCUCGUAUUGGCAAUGCAGCAUUUGCGUCUUACUACAGUGACCUCGUGCCACAUUCAAUACGUAUUACUAAUGGACAUGAUAUUGUGCCUCAUUUGCCUCCAUACUAUCCUCGGUUCCCACAGAAGACCUACCAUCACUUCCCUAGAGAGGUAUGGCUGUACAAUAUAGGAUUUGGUAGUCUGGUUUAUCAGGUUGAGAAAGUUUGUGAUAGCUCUGGAGAAGAUCCAUCAUGCAGCAGAUCGGUAACUGGCAACAGCAUCGCGGACCAUGUAGUCUACUAUGGUGUGGGAUUAAUGGCUGAAACGUGGAGAUCGUGCAAAAUCGUCACGGACCCACGAUUGAAGGAAUAUGGAGGUGAAGAUGUCAAUGGAAAUCUAAUGCUUUCCAGGAAUCCUUCUGCUGCUGCAUUGAGGCUGCCUUCAGACUCCGAUGCCAACAGCAACUUCAGUUAAAAUGCUCCUGGGUCAGCACCUGGUUUCUCAAAGAUCAUCAGGGACCUCUGUGAUGACGGCCGUGAAAUGCAUUCAAUCGAUCUGUUGUCCAUAUCCAUCACAAGAUGCAUAAGAGCUCUCUACUCAAAUUCACUCUCAAUGUAAAUAGCGCGAAGUUGAACGAGUAGUACUUGUAAAUA
This is a messenger RNA of Rhodamnia argentea, 1493 nucleotides long. Its product is annotated as lipase-like. Lineage: Eukaryota; Viridiplantae; Streptophyta; Magnoliopsida; Myrtales; Myrtaceae. The coding region runs from base 250 to 1314 and encodes 354 amino acids. Gene Ontology annotation, biological process: lipid metabolic process. The record is from RefSeq and is a predicted model, not a curated record. The transcript is spliced from 11 exons.